AUGAUUUCUGCGUUGGGAUUCCCAAUCCCCCUCUCGGCCACCUGGCUGCUCCUGGCCUCUGCCGUCUUCUGCCUGGUGUUCUGGGUGACUGGAACCUCAAAAUCUCAGGUUCCCAAAGGCUUGAAGAGUCUGCCGGGGCCCUGGGGCUGGCCCCUGCUGGGGCACGUGCUGACCCUGGGCAAGAAUCCACACCUGGUACUGACACAGCUGAGCCGGCACUAUGGAGACGUGUUUCAGAUCCGCCUUGGCUCCACGCCCGUGGUAGUGCUCAGUGGUCUGAACACGGUCAAGCAGGCGCUGGUGCGGCAGGGUGACGAUUUCAAGGGCCGGCCGAACCUCUACAGUUUCUCCUUCGUCAACAAUGGCCAGAGCAUAACCUUCGGAACAGACUCGGGGCCUCUGUGGGCUGCCCGCCGUCGCCUGGCCCAAAAUGCUCUGAGCAGUUUCUCCCUGGCCUCUGACCCUGCGUCCUCCAGCUCCUGCUACUUGGAGGAUCACGUGAGCCACGAGGCCGAGCACCUCAUCCGCACAUUCCAGGAGCUGAUGGCGAAGAAGGGGCACUUUGAUCCCUACAGGUAUGUGGUGGUAUCUGUGGCCAAUGUCAUCUGUGCCAUGCUCUUUGGCCGGCGCUAUGACCAUGACCACCAGGAGCUGGUUAGCCUCAUCGACCUGAACAACGAGUUCGGAGAGGUGGCAGCCUCCGGAAAUCCAGCUGACUUCAUCCCACUCCUCCGUUACCUGCCAAAUCCUGCCAUGGAGUCCUUCAAGGACCUGAACAAGAGGUUCUUCAGCUUUACCCAGAAGAUAGUCAAAGAGCACUACAGAACCUUCGAGAAGGGCUACAUUCGGGAUGUCACAGACAGCUUGAUCAAGCACUAUCAGGAUGACAGGCUGGAUGAGAAUGCCAACAUCCAGGUGUCUGAUGACAAGAUCACUGAGAUCGUCUUGGAUCUCUUUGGAGCUGGGUUUGACACAGUUACCACAGCCAUCUCUUGGAGCCUCAUGUACCUGGUGACGAACCCCGACAUCCAGAAACGGGUCCAGCAGGAGCUGGAUACUGAGAUCGGCAGGGCACGGCCGCCGCGGUUCUCAGACCGCCCUCAGCUGCCCUACCUGGAAGCCUUUAUCCUGGAGACCUUCCGGCACGCUUCCUUCCUCCCUUUCACCAUCCCCCACAGCACCACAAGAGACACCAGUCUUGGUGGCUUUUAUAUCCCCAAGGGGCACUGCGUCUUCGUGAACCAGUGGCAGGUCAACCAUGACCCGGAGCUGUGGGGUGACCCAUCCACCUUCCGACCCGAGCGAUUCCUCACCCCUGGUGGAGGCGCGGUGGACAAGGCGCAAGCAGAGAAGGUGUUGCUGUUCGGCUUGGGCAAGCGCAGGUGUUUGGGAGAAAACAUCGGCCGUCUGGAGGUCUUCCUCUUCCUGGCCAUGCUGCUGCAGCAGCUGGAGUUCACGGUCACACCUGGUGCCACGGUGGACAUGACCCCCAUCUAUGGGUUGACCAUGAAGCAUGCCCGUUGUGAGCAUUUCCAGGCAAAGCUGCGCUUCUAA
This is a messenger RNA of Ochotona curzoniae (black-lipped pika), 1554 nucleotides long. Its product is annotated as cytochrome P450 1A1-like. NCBI's taxonomy places the organism in Eukaryota, Metazoa, Chordata, Mammalia, Lagomorpha, Ochotonidae. The coding region runs from base 1 to 1554 and encodes 517 amino acids. Gene Ontology annotation, molecular function: steroid 17-alpha-monooxygenase activity; heme binding; iron ion binding. The transcript is spliced from 6 exons. Gene Ontology annotation, biological process: progesterone metabolic process; hormone biosynthetic process. The record is from RefSeq and is a predicted model, not a curated record.